This is a messenger RNA of Xenia sp. Carnegie-2017, 1026 nucleotides long. RefSeq lists its product as uncharacterized. The record is from RefSeq and is a predicted model, not a curated record. The transcript has a single exon. Lineage: Eukaryota; Metazoa; Cnidaria; Anthozoa; Malacalcyonacea; Xeniidae. Gene Ontology annotation, biological process: DNA integration. The coding region runs from base 1 to 1026 and encodes 341 amino acids. Gene Ontology annotation, molecular function: nucleic acid binding.
AUGACAACAAAACAGUACAGUGGUGAUGUUCUGGAACAGUUAUUAAGAAAAUGCUCACUUAAACGAGCUCUAAGAGUGUCUUCAUGGCUCUUCAGGUUCGCAAACAAUUGUACACAAGGGGAAAAGAGAACAGGACCAUUAUCCUUUACCGAGAUUGAAGAGGCUAAGAUGAAAUUUGUCAAAAAAGCCAAAAAGCAAGGUCAAUUACAACCAAAGUACGAGCAACAAUGCAAAGAACUUAAUCUUACGCGCAAUACAGAAGGGAUUUUAGAAUGUCGUGGCCGAAUUGUGGGUCAGUAUCCUAUCUACCUUCCCACAGAUUCCUUGCUAGCUCAAAGAGUAGUGGAAAAGUUGCAUCGUGAAACGUUACAUGGAGGUGUUGGAUUGACAAUGGCUGCUGUAAGAGAGACGUAUUGGAUACCGAAGUUAAGAAGCCUUGUAAAGAAAGUUAGAAAGGAGUGUUUUGGUUGUAAAAGAUAUCGAGCGACAUCAGUUCCCACACCUCCUGCUGGAAAGUUACCCGAGGACCGGACUUGUGGCGAAACAGCGUUCGAGGUAAUUGGCGUAGAUUUCGCGGGACCAAUACGUUACAAAGGGAAGUCAAGUAAGGAUUGCAAAGCGUAUCUGGCGCUGUUUUUAUGUAGUCUAACUCGAGCAGUGUACUUGGACAUGAUGCCGGACCUAUCUGCUUCCACGCUCAUACCAAUUUUGAAACGGUUCAUUGCUCGGAGGGGAAGACCCAGGAAGAUCUAUUCAGAGAAUGGGGGCACCUUCAUUAAAACUGCGAAGUGGAUUGAUACUUUACGAAAGGAGGAACGUCUUCAAGGUUAUUUGGAGGAAUUCGACAUUAAAUGGCAGUGGGGCAGAGGCGCAAAUCUGAAGUGGGAAGAACUGUGUGAAGUGAUACUUGACGUUGAAGUGCAAAUCAAUAGAAGACGAUGUUCAACUGCCGGUGUUAACACCCGAGCUCUUUUUAUUCCAGAUAUCCAAUCAUCUGCCAGAACAGAAAUUAUGGGUCGAAAGUGA